ACCUAACUCGACGAUGUCAAGUUGACGAUCAAAAUAAAAUGAUUAUACCUACAUUGAGCACAUAAUCUCCAAAAUAAUGAAUAAAAAUAGCUGUGUAGGUAAAAAAUAAACUUCAUUAACAAGUGCAUGAACCACCGUUUACAAGAAUGUAGAUAACCAACAAUAAAACCAAGUAAUGUGCAUAUGUAAUAAACUAAAAUAAAAAUAGAUUGACUGUAUGUGAUAAAUAGUGAAGAAUUUGCAUCGUAACAUAAUUAAAUAUGGUGACAGUUCAUCGUUUAAGUGAUGACCCAACAGCAGCAUGGAAGGAAAUCCAAAAAACGCAGAAAGUAUUUAAAUUGAACGUUAAAAUUCCCACAAAACCUGUGGAACCGAACAAAGUUCGAUUUGUGUGCAUGAGCGACACGCAUUCUCUCAUUAGAAAUAUCAUGUUCGAUAUACCGGACGGCGAUGUUUUCAUACAUGCUGGAGAUUUUACCAAGUGUGGCCAGAGGGACGAGGUUGCGCAGUUUAACAAGUGGUUAGAAACACUGCCUCACAAACACAAAAUAGUGAUAUCAGGCAACCACGAACUAAGUUUCGACCAAAAAUUCUCAAACAUAUUCAAGAAAAAAAUGGCUUCCAGACAACAAACAAUCGAAGAACAGGUACCCAGCACCUAUGGGAAUCCCAAGGAUGAUAUUUGCGAUGCUGUCAACACAGACAAUAUUCGACAGUAUCUGACCAAUUGUAUCUAUCUGGAAGAUUCUGGGAUUGACUUGUAUGGCAUCAAAAUAUAUGGAACACCCUGGCAGCCAGAGUUUGGAGGGUGGGCGUUUAAUCUGUGUAGGGGCGUAGAAUGUCUGUCAAAAUGGAAUUUAAUACCAAACGACGUGGACAUUUUGAUAACGCACACUCCGCCACUGGGUCACGGCGAUUUGGUUUGUUCUGGAGUGAGAGCCGGCUGCGUCGAGCUGCUCUCGACAGUUCAAAACAGGCUUCAGCCCAAGUAUCACGUUUUUGGACAUAUACACGAAGGUUAUGGAGUUACAUCGGAUGGAAAGGUGGUAUUUAUAAACGCGUCGACAUGCGAUAUCAACUAUAUUCCAAACAAUUUGCCGGGAAGCUGUGAUAGAAAACAGCACCUCCGUGAAGGCAAAUAUUUCGAAUGCCAAUGCAAUCGUUGCAAAGAUCCAAGCGAGUUGGGCACAGAAUUGAGUUCCCUGAAAUGUUAUAAAUGUAUAAAGGGGUUCAUAAGACCCAUUAAACCCCACGAAGUGAAAACCAGGUGGGAGUGUGCUCGAUGCAAAACAUUUUUUGCCGAGGGACUAAUAAGAAUUACAGUCAAUGAAGGAAAAAGACUUGUACAAGAAAUUGAUACUUGUAAUAUAAGUAAAAUGGAAGAUUUGUUGAAAAAACUGCAAAGAACGUUUCAUUCCCAACACUACUUAGUUUUGGAUUUAAUACAAAAUUUGAUUGGUUUGUACGCAAGAAAUAUGCCAAACAAAAAGAACCUACGGAGGAAAGUUGAAUUGUGCCAUCAAUUACUAAGCGUUUUGGAGAAAAUCGAACCUGGAUUAUCGAGACUCAAAGCUAUAACAUUGUACGAACUACAAUCCACCGAAGUGGACCUGGCUCAUAAGGAAUACAGAUCGAAGGAAAUUUCCAUAGAGCACUUGAUAUAUCGCCUCAUCGAAGCUGAAGCUAUCCUGAAAACGGCCGCAAAAUAUUUGCUGUACGAACCACAGCAAAGUCCCGAGGGCCUAAUCGCCCAAAAUGCCCUUUCCGAGCUUAAAUUGCUCAGGCAAUCGAUUAUUAGUAUACAAAGGGAUUCGAUUGGUUUACCUCAACAGGUUAAACCUCAAGUUGGUCUGAAGAGUGAAAAUAGAAAAGUUGCCGGAAAUGCAAUUGAAAAUAAUAAUAAGGAAAAUAAAGAAGAAAAAAAAUGUGCAAAUAAUGUUGGUGAAGGGACAAAAAAGAGAAGAAAUAGAAGAAAAAAUAAAUAAAAGCACAA
Messenger RNA from Brassicogethes aeneus, 1993 nucleotides. Lineage: Eukaryota; Metazoa; Arthropoda; Insecta; Coleoptera; Nitidulidae. The record is from the annotation of a GenBank genome assembly.